UAGGUGAAGCCGGCUUGAUCUGUCCAAUAAUACGAUCUGUCCCUUAACAGGAUUCGUUCAAUACGUUGCUUGAGAAUGUCAUUCGUGGGUUAUAGGUGUGAUUCGUGGAUUUGAGGAUCAGGCACCAAUCACCAUGAUAAGGCUAUAUUCGCUUGUGCUGUUGUGCUCAAUUAGCGUGGACACCACGGAUUAUCGCGCUAAGAGGCAAAUCAAUAGUAUACCCCUGGUUUAUCCGUAUGGAGCUACUUAUAAGCUCAUCAUAGGCAUGUCAGUCCCUGUGCCCAAUGACGACAAGAUCCCCCUCCUCUUCGCGCUCAACUUCCAGUACCAGUACAGCCAGUUCCAGAACAUCACGGAACUCUCCCAGUACUACUUCAUCAAGGAAGUGUCGAGAGAGGAGAGAGAGAUUGACCUGGAGAACAGAGGGAACGAAAGAUUAGUGUUCUACAAGUCUGUAGCGGAUUUAUUGGAUAUGAAAGGCAUGAACGGCCAGGAGUGCGUUCUUCGAGCGAUCUGCGAGGCGGCCCAGUUUCCUGUGGCUGAGGAGGCGCUGGUGGGAGAGGUGCUGCAUAUACUGCUCACACCGGACUACGGGCGAACCUCCUUCGACAAAGACCCAGACUGGGAGUCGUCGAUGUCGGAGUAUUUGGACGCAGCGGUGGCCGGCCGACAGAUGUUCGACUGCGCCGCCAUCUACAGCGGCUGUGAGGAUCAGGGGCUACUGCAGAUGGUCACUACAUUGAGAGACGAAUAA
This is a messenger RNA of Aricia agestis (brown argus), 754 nucleotides long. RefSeq lists its product as uncharacterized. NCBI's taxonomy places the organism in Eukaryota, Metazoa, Arthropoda, Insecta, Lepidoptera, Lycaenidae. The record is from RefSeq and is a predicted model, not a curated record. Bases 134 to 754 code for a protein of 206 amino acids. The transcript has 5 exons.